This is a messenger RNA of Morone saxatilis (striped sea-bass), 1220 nucleotides long. RefSeq names its product atonal bHLH transcription factor 1b (gene atoh1b). The coding region runs from base 155 to 871 and encodes 238 amino acids. The record is from RefSeq and is a predicted model, not a curated record. The transcript has a single exon. NCBI's taxonomy places the organism in Eukaryota, Metazoa, Chordata, Actinopteri, Moronidae. Gene Ontology annotation, molecular function: protein dimerization activity.
AGGGCUGCUGGAGCGCUGGGAGUGACACCAAGGUGACUGAGGGGAGGCUGUAUAAAAUGCUGGCGCAGUACAAACCACUCCAGAGACGAGGGCAUCAGCCAGAGUCUUCUGUGUGACCUUUCCCUGCCGUGCACGACCACAGGCCAUUACAGUGAUGACUGCAAAAGCAGAGCUUUCAAGCUGGCCGGAGUACCCAGAGGAUUUCACCCUGUUGCAGCAGCGCAGUCUGGCCCACAUCAACUCCAAGACUUGGAUUUCUUCAAAUUCUCUCCAUGCGUUCUCCAGGAGGGACGCGCACGGAGCUGCAGACGCGGGCCUCUCUCUGGAGAAACUUGUGCCAAUGGGUAAACUAUCCGACUGCGUGUCCGCUACAGGCAUCACAGAGACUGACUGUGAAAAUGCGGCAGAGGGAGGCAAGCCGAACCACUUUGGCCCCCAGAAACACAGGCGCGUCGCAGCCAACGCCAGGGAGAGGAGGAGGAUGCACGGCCUGAACAAAGCGUUUGACGAGCUGAGGAGCGUCAUCCCCUCUCUGGAGAACGAGAGAAAGCUGUCCAAGUAUGACACCCUCCAAAUGGCGCAGAUUUACAUCACUGAGCUGUCGGAGCUCCUGGCCGGCGUGGUUCACCCGGAGUGCAGGAGUCCCCGUCCAAGCUCAGCGGACAAAACCGCAAUGAGGAGUCUGAUCCACUCUCUCCAGCCAACGAACCCGCUGACCGGAGAACAGCGGGACACCUCCGUCGGCCACCUUAUAAUACUUGGACCUACAUCUGACUUGGGGUCCAGUAAAUCAACGACUUCUUCCACCAGCAGUGAUGGGGAAUCUUCGCACUUCAGUGACAUGGAGGAAAGUCAGAAUGGAAGACAUUAACAGAGAGCCACUGACUUCUCGCUGUUUAUACUGCAGUGUCUGUUAUAGAAGGAACCAGGAGAACCAAAUAUUACUGCUUGUAGAAAUUUAUCACAUGACAUAGUCCUACAUUCUCCUGUCAUUUUUAAUAGCUUAGAUGUUGCACUGCCAAAUGAAAAAGCAGGUAAAACUCAAAAAACAUCUACUGAGAUCUUGAAUAUUUUUCUUCCUAAGGCCAUGAUGAACUCCCAGAGGCCUUUUUUAAUGCACUUUAUGGCCUGAACCAUCACUAAAGACAUUUCCAGUGUCAUUAGUGACAUUUGUCUAAAUUAAAAACAAUUAUUUUGAUAUUUAUGUAUAGCUAUUUUAU